UUUACAUGUCUAAACAGAAGGACGCAUCGGUCAUUUCUUACAUUUCUUUCAAGCGAGUAAGUAUUGUGUAGUGAGUGCCACAAAGAGUAAAGGAUAAACAAGAAAAAAGAUGAUGUUGAGCCGAUCAAACUACAUCAGAGCAGCCAGGGGUACAAGGACCGAGCAUAUCUGGGAACGUUUGAGAAGCACGUCCCCCGAGACACCCCCGAUCAAAAUCACUCGCCUAACCUUUCCCCUGUCCUCCUCGCCCUCAUCCCUUCCCUCCGCAAGUAUCGAGAAGAUCUCUCAUCGAAACCGCAGGAUCCGAAACCACGCGAUGGACGGUAUGGACAACAAGCCGGUGUUGAACGAUGAUCCGUCGGUCACCCUGACCAUCCGCCUGAUUAUGCAGGGCAAAGAAGUCGGUAGUAUUAUCGGGAAAAAAGGAGAGAUCGUCAAGAGGUUCCGCGAGGAGUCUGGCGCGAAAAUUAACAUCUCCGACGGUUCCUGCCCGGAGCGAAUAGUGACCGUCACCGGGCCGACGAACUCAAUCUUCAAGGCGUUCACGCUAAUAUGCAAGAAGUUUGAGGAAUGGUGCUCCCAAUUCCACGACAUCCAGGGUGGCGGUGCCGGCGGUGGCGGCGGUGUGUCGAGGCCGCCCAUCACCCUCAGACUGAUUGUCCCCGCUUCGCAAUGUGGUUCCUUGAUCGGCAAGGGUGGUUCCAAGAUCAAGGAAAUUCGUGAGGUCACCGGCGCCUCUAUUCAAGUCGCUUCCGAGAUGCUGCCUAAUUCGACGGAACGUGCAGUAACCAUAUCUGGUACCAGCGAGGCGAUUACGCAGUGCAUAUAUCAUAUUUGCUGCGUUAUGCUAGAGUCCCCUCCUAAAGGUGCCACGAUCCCUUAUCGCCCCAAACCCCAAGUCGGUGGGCCAGUGAUCCUGGCUGGUGGGCAAGCCUACACCAUCCAGGGUAAUUACGCGGUGCCCGCCCACUCGGACGUAAGUACAGUAUUACCAUUACCCGCGCCCGCUGCCGGGCCCGCCCCGCCCUCGCUGAACACCCAAACUUUGGCGACCUCGCCCUUCGCGGCCCACCCUUCGUCCUCGGCCUUCGCCGCUUCUCACGGGCACCCGCUCCUAGCCACGGCCCACCUUACAACCCCACAUCAUCCUCUCCAUCCGAGCCCCUUACACGCCAGCGUGGCAGGCCUCGCCGACCCCCUGCUGAAGAGUGGACACUUGCAGGCAGCCCUCCCGCCCGCACACCUCGUGGCAGACGCCAUGGGCAAACUGGGCAGCAAUCCUUUGGCUGGACUGGCAGCCUUGGGUCUCGGGGGACUUGCAACACCAGCGAACACGGGUGGUCUUAAUCCAGCAGCAUUAGCCGCAUUGGCUGGAAGCCAGUUGCGUACGAGCAAUACAAACAGGCAGCAACCGGCAGCGAACAAUCAGACGCAUGAGAUGACGGUGCCAAAUGAGCUGAUCGGUUGCAUCAUCGGCAAAGGCGGUACUAAAAUCGCCGAGAUCCGUCAGAUCUCGGGUGCCAUGAUCAGAAUCAGCAACUGCGAGGAGAGGGAGGGCGGAGCAACGGACCGCACCAUCACCAUAACCGGGAAUCCGGAUGCCGUGGCGUUAGCACAGUAUCUCAUCAACAUGAGUGUCGAACUGCAGAAAGCUAACCUAGAGGCCCAAAAUACCCAAACCCCUGGCAGCGGUACCACUCCCGGAGCAUCCGGGGCCAGUGCUUCCCCCUCUACCACCACUACCACUGCCUCUCCCUUGGCCAGCGCCAUCCCCUUGGCUCAGCUGCUAAGCAAGCCAGGCGCCCUCAACGCCCUAUCUAGCCUGACCGCUCUCGGCGGACUCACGGAAUUGCUAGGUGGUGCUGCUGGCGCGGCUGCAUCCGCGCUCCCGGUCCAGACCACCGGCGUGCACCGAUCGCACAAGACCUUUACGCCGAGGCUUCGUAGCCCGGGCGCACCGGGCCCGACCGACAGCGGCAAGUUCAAGUCCGAGCGUACCAAGUAUAACCCUUACUGAACAAACGGACCGGAAAAAGCGGCGGGAUGAUGUGUGUUACAAGGAGAGCACACAUCUACAUCUAUACAUAGCGAGUACUUGUAUAACAUUCAAGUUAAACGUGCGUACGGACGCCAGGGUAGAGAGUAUCAAGACUUGGCGAAGGAUCGACACUCGUUUUUCUUAUUAAAAUUAUCGAAAUAAUGUUGAAAUGAGAAAGUAAAUAUCUUUUUUUUUUUUCUAGGCGAGGAUAUAAGUCGAUGCAUGAUAAAAGAGACUAAUUCUUUGGCGAAAAAAUAUUGUUGAAGAGCCCCCACUUGUUUGUAUUUAUAAUCGAGUUUCUCCUGAGUAUCACUGUGCGAAAAUAUUUUGUAGAAUUUUUAUUUGUACUUUUUUUUCUUUAUAUUAUCUUUUGCCGGGGAAAAAGGAGGAUUAAUGGAAACUUUGGAAUCUUUUUUAUGUUGUAAGAACCGAUCAAAUCCACAUAUGAUCCGAUGCUAAGUCUUUGAAACAUAUACUAUCGUGACACGCCCUCCGAGAUCGAUGCGGUCGCGUAAAGACUGAUUGUACGAAUAAUGAAAAAUGUAGCAGACAUAUAUAAUUAAUGAUAAAUUCUCUUCUCUUCUUUACGAUUAUAUCUCGUGUAUAAAAUUUUAUUUGAAGUUUGCGUUACAUUUUGUACAAGCGAUUUCUGGAACGCUCGGAGGACGCGAUCGCUCAUGCACCGUCGCAAAGACAGCCUUUUUUGAUAUAAAAGUAUAUAUAUAAAUAUAUAAUUACUAUGAUUAUACCGUCAUAAUUAUGAUUACAAUAUUAUUAUAAUUGAUUACUGUUUAAAGCAAGAACUCUUAUCCUAGUGUAGUUAUUCCGAUGUGAUUUUUUUUUCUCGUAGUAGAUAGAAAUACUAUCAAUAGGUAAAAAAAAAAAGGAGAAAGUUUUGCGCGCGUGAAACAAAUGUGUGUGAUAAAAAGCACAUAGAGAAGAGAAAGGGAAGGUGCGUGAAAGAAAUCAUCGUAAAUCAUGUGUUUAUCAUUCUUUAUAAGUCAUGUUGAAAGAAUGCACCACAUCAUGUAACGUGUUUCGAGUGACUUUUGCAGUCUUCUUUCUUAUUAAAAAAAAAAUAAAAAAAAAUAAAAAAGAAGAACGAUCUGCAACUGAGCGAUCGGGGGAGAUUUAUUACAGCACGAGCAUGAAGAAUUUGCGAAGCAUUAUACGUAUAUCCAAUCAUCGCUAUUUGAAAUACAUAUGCAAUCAAGUUGUACACACAUAGUGAUUGUAAUGUUGUAACGGUAAUUACACUUAAUCUUUAUGCAUCUGUGCACGCGAGACGAAGGAGACAUCUGCAUGGAUUCGCGUGUAAAUUACGUUUUUUGUGAAAUCAAACUAAAAUAAAACGCUAUAUAUAUAAAUAUAUAUACAUUAAAGAUACAAUCAGAUUUCUAAUUCCAUAGUAACUCAAUCGUCUUGUUAGUCUAUUGUUCUGUAAGUAAUAAAAAAGAAAUAAUGACACGUGAAGCCGAAAUCAUCUAGUCGCAGAAGAACGUUCGAUCAGUUAAAUCUAAGCAAUUGCGGAGAAAAGAAAACGAAAAGAACUUAUAAUGAUCGGGAUGAGAUUCGGAAUCGCCAAGAUAAGUGUUUGUGUGCUCAAUCCUAGCUCAUAGCGAGACAUGCGUACUUGCAAGUAGUAACCAAGCCAGAAGACAUACAAUCGCGUAAUCACAGGUAUCUUACUUACUAUCGUAAUCACGGUUUAUCUUGAACACGCGCGAUUAAUUAUAGAAAAUUAAUUUUAUUUGCAAAAAAAAAAUGUUCAUGAUUGCGAGAUAUCUUCAUUGCGUUUUUCUUCGUUCUAAAAUAUAUCGUCUCGUUCCGUUUAUUUUUCGAGACAAUAAUAAACUCACGCCUGCGAUGUUAAGCGACUGUUUGCGAUUCAAAGAGAACGAGAAAGGAAAAGUCGCGAUCGAGGAUGUAUCAGAGAAUAGCAGAGCUCUCAUAGUCGUAUACCAAGUGAAACGAUGCGUAGAAAUAAAAAAAAUCUGCUCUCAAUGCAAGUGUAAAGUCCAAACAGUUGGAAAUUUGAUGUAACUGAUUCUCAGAAUUUCACAAAUUUUUGUUCCAUCUCAUGGUUCCUUUCACGAAGGCUAUUGCUAAUUGGUAGCAAUAAUUAAUAGAGUUAAUUGUUGGUAAUAAUUGAGUAAGAAAACAUACUUGGAACUUGUAAAUGAAAAUUUAUAAAACUUCUCCGUCGAGAUCAGUUUAAAGGAGAGCCAUCAUCGCGCAUCGCUACGCCUGGUAUUCCUACAUCAUCGUGCAUAGAAUCUUACAGACAAAUAUCUUCAGCUGUACAUUAGUCUCUAUAACAAUGUCGCAGAGCUUAUAAUGCUUAUCAGACUUUAGCUUUGUGUCCUGUAUCAUCUUGUUAAAUAAAGCUAGGCGUGUUUAAUAGAACGUAAGAAGAAAUACAAUACCGAAUAAACAGAAA
Molecule: messenger RNA, 4478 nt
Organism: Nylanderia fulva
Lineage: Eukaryota; Metazoa; Arthropoda; Insecta; Hymenoptera; Formicidae
Gene: mub
Product: poly(rC)-binding protein mub
Molecular function (GO): RNA binding
Source: RefSeq, a predicted model, not a curated record